CUGAUCGUGCUGCCCCCCGGGGAGGAGUGGCGCGGCUACGUCAGUGAGAUCGAGCGCUUUCUGAACACCUUUUCCAGCAGUUCCUCUGGCGUCAUUCGCGCCGCUCAGGGGCUCCUGUCAGGCGAGGAGGCUCCCAAGAGGUGCAAGUUGCUGGGCGACCUGAUUCACAAUCUCAGUGAAAAUAUUUCUGCAGAAAGCAGAAAGGAAGACGAGACGUGGUUCGAAGGGGUUGAAUCUCGGUUUAAGACCAAGUCCAGCUAUAUGCGCCAUAGUUGUGAGAGCAGAAUCCGUGGAUACAUGAAAGAGGUCGGGGCUUACGCUUCUGCUGUCCCUCCCGCCCUCCGAACAAAAUUCAGUGGGAUUGUAGAAGCAAUGCUGGGGAAACUGAAGUUGGAAAAAUACAAUGGUUUUUACUUUGACCGGCGGGAGGAGAAAAAGCUCUGCCUUUGCACGCCAGAAGGCUGGUUCUCUUGCCAAGGCUCUUUUGACACAGAAAACUGCUCCUGGAGACACUCCAUUAACCCCUAUGGGAACAAAGAAAGCCGAAUCCUCUUCAGCACAUGGAAUCUCGAUCACGUAAUUGAGAAGAAACGGGCGAUCCUCCCGACGUUAGUAGACGCCAUUAAAGACUGUGACGGAAAGGAAAUCAGCUGGGAAUAUUUUUACCAGCUCUUGUUCACCAUUGACAAUUUGAAGCUCGUGCACAUCGUCUGCCACAAGAAAACGGUCCACAACUUCGGCUGCGACAAAAGAAAGAUCUACUGUAAACGAAAACGCCUCCGCAAGGUCUGAAGGGGAGGCCUCUUUGCAGCCGGUUCCCGAGGCACCGGGUUCAAAUGAUGUUAGAAACAAAACAAAAAGAUGCAAUACUUUCCAAGGAAUAGGACAGGGCUUUGGGUUUCCCUGGCAUAGGGAGCUAGUUGCUGGGGCCCGCACCAUCUCUCAGAUCAAAUCAGAUUUUUAGUCCUUUGAAAGCCGAGCGCAGAACUGGAGGCUGGGCCCUGCCCGUUUCUCAAGGCCAGGGUCCUUUUGCCAUUAGCACAGCGGAAGACGUUUUGAGAACUUUGGGGGAAAUGCCGAUGUUGAGGCUGCUACAAGGCAGUAGAGCUGAGCUUGGGCCGGCAGCUGCUUGGGGUGAUGGACUUGGGAGAGAGGACCCUGAGCUGGUGUCUACACAUACAGAAGGUGCCCAAGUUGACCUCAUAUAGAACUUGGCCUCAGAGGGCCACUUUUGUGAUUUAAAUGGUGCAAAAGCUUGUUUUUAUUCCAUUCCAAUUUUUUUUUUAACAAACUGAAUUACGGUGAAUAUUGCUGCCUGCCUGUUUUCCCCUUCCGUUCAUUAAAGGCUGCAACCUGGUAGCCCGUUUUGGAAAUCUGUUAAAACCCCACACAAGCUGGAAUCUUGGCACAGACGAAUUUAAUUGCGGGGUCCAACGGAUUGUGCAAACCCAGAAAACCCGGGUUCAGCAAGUUGCAGCCAGUGAUACCAGCUUGCCCUGUUGGAGAAAUCCUACCGGGAUUCAAACAAUAGCUUCCGAUAUCAUGUCAGCUGGGAAACAUAAGGUGUUGGAGCUUCGCUUAAUUUUUUCAAAAAGGGGCUGGAGGCCAUUUUGAGUAUUUUGAUUAUCAUUAAGCCCUGUUCUUGGGGGUCGCCAUCCCUUACUGCAGGAAACUGAAGGUCAUCCAUCUUUGGACCUGCUCCUGGAUUAAAGUGCCCGCGCGUUGAACUCUUUAGCCUGCCAGCUAGUUUAUAUUUUAUAAAUAAAUUUUAUUUUGUAAUUUUGGCAUUACUGAUCUAGCUGCACCAACUCAGCCCUCAGGGAUCAUGAUUAUUUGGUUUUAAUAAUAAAGCUUUAUUAUUAUUAUGAACCCAGAGUCACUUUUUCUUGAGACGGGCGGUAUCUAAAUUUGAAAUAUAAAUAAAUAAAGGUGGUCCCUGAGGGCAGCGGGAAGCUAAAUAAUGUGAAAUCUUGUAGCUAAUAAAACUCUGAAUGCUGAUAGCAGAAAUACAAUUUCUUGAGCUCUGAAAUGGGUCCCAUCUUUUUAUUCAUAUUUAAGGGCAGACUUAAUCCAAACUGGAAGAGGGGGGAGACACACAUGCGACAUCUGCCAUCUUUCUUUUUUUGACCCCCCCCCAAUAACACUGUUCACACAACAUACUAAAGUAUGUUUUACUGUGCAAUCCACAGCUACCCAGGUUCACAAGCCAUAAACCCUGAUGUUAUAAUGAUCUUGACUGGCUUCACACAGGAUGCCAAGCCACAUAGUUUGUGGGGGGGCACUCAAGCCAUUAGGUCUUAUUUAGUAUACUCAUAUCACUGAACCUAAGUUGAUAGGACUAACAGGACAGACUCGGACUCAAACGUGCACUAGAGUGAGCUAGCAAGAUAUCCCUGUUAUAGGUAGUCCUCACUUAAUGACCAUUUGUUUAACAGUAGUUCGAAGUUAUGACAGCCUCAGACAAAGUUACGACUUGUACUUGCACUUACGACAGUCGCAAAGUGUUGUACCACCCCCAGCGUCACAUGAUCGCGAUUUGCAACCUUUUUUGUGAUGGUCGUUAAGUGAAUCAUGUGGCUGUUAGGUGAAUU
Messenger RNA from Python bivittatus (Burmese python), 2591 nucleotides. Lineage: Eukaryota; Metazoa; Chordata; Lepidosauria; Squamata; Pythonidae. The record is from RefSeq and is a predicted model, not a curated record.